This is a messenger RNA of Emiliania huxleyi CCMP1516, 875 nucleotides long. RefSeq lists its product as hypothetical. NCBI's taxonomy places the organism in Eukaryota, Haptophyta, Isochrysidales, Noelaerhabdaceae. The record is from RefSeq and is a predicted model, not a curated record. The transcript is spliced from 2 exons. Bases 68 to 643 code for a protein of 191 amino acids.
GGGCGCUGCUGGCUCUCGCGGAUCCUGCAGGCUCGACGCCGGGCGAGCGACAGGCGGGCCGACGUACAUGCUCAUCGCUGACAAGCAUCGGCUGGAGAACCAGACCAAGGUGAAGCUGCUGGCGAUCCGCGAGACGGAGCUCGAGCUGUACGUGCAGAACUGCCGCCAGGUCGGUUUUGUGGCCGCAAUAAUCGGAGGGCUCGCCUACUUCAGCUUCCUUUACACGAAGCGCGACUACUACCAGGAGGCCCACUGGUUCGCCCGCGUGUUGUACGUGACUGGGCUCACGUGCACCAUGUCGCUCGCGCUGACGAUCGUGCUCGGGACGACGACAAUCGCGAUGCUCGGCCCGGGCCUCGCGCUGCGCGGGCCGGACGGGUCGAUGAACACGGCGGUCGACGGCAUCCUCCUCGAGUUUGAGCUCGCGUCGCGGCUCUUCAGCCGCUGCGUGCAGGCGCUGAUGCUCACGGCGCUCGCCUACUUUUACUUGCACCACACCGGGUACUGGUCGACCCCGCUCCUGCUGACGGCGCUGCUGUACGGUCUGCCGCGCACUGUCACGCUACCUUCCACUUCGUCGCACGCUAGCACACUGGCACGCCGGCACCCUAGGGCAGCGCGCACUCGGCGUAGCCUCUGCUAGCUCACGCCGGCAAGCGCACGGUGCCGUCUGGCCGGCGGACACUACUCGAGUGGGGGGGCCGCAGCUGAGGCGGGAUUGUUUUUCUUUUUUCCCUGCCGCAGGGCUGCACCGCAUGAUGGCGCGCCGCAUCGAGGUGGUCGAGAGCACGCCUCCGCUCGAUCUCCGCCAAUCUCGGCUAAUCUCGGCUGAUCUCGCAUCGAGGUGGUCGAGAGCACUUUUCCGCUCAAGGCCA